This is a messenger RNA of Anopheles maculipalpis, 3461 nucleotides long. Its product is annotated as HEAT repeat-containing protein 6. The transcript has 6 exons. Bases 21 to 3461 code for a protein of 1146 amino acids. Lineage: Eukaryota; Metazoa; Arthropoda; Insecta; Diptera; Culicidae. The record is from RefSeq and is a predicted model, not a curated record.
AACAACACAACUUUCACCAUAUGGAGCUGGAACAACAAUUUCUGCAGCUUUCGACCAAGUUCCUGUUCCUGAACUGUGGCACCCAGAUUGCGGACUAUCGAAACGAAAUCAACACACUGCUAAAUGAGCUAAAUGGGUUAAAUUAUCGUGCGGCUAGGAUCAGUGACUUACGGUCUCCGGUUCGCUUGAUCGAAUCGUUCCUCAACAUUCCGGUGUACGAAGAUACGCUCAUAGUGAAAGCAUGUUUUCUUGUCAAAUCACUCGUCGGGCGGCAAAAGAUUGUGCUACCAGAACCGGUCACGCUGAGCUUGAUUGUGUGGCUCCGAAAGUGUCUUGAACGACGCUUCUAUCAGGUGGCGUGUGAUGUGCUGGGCACGCUGCAGCUGCUUUUCCGUCGGUGCAGUGAUAUUACGCAGCAACUCGAUUUCUUCCUAUCGAAUAAUGGCAUUCUAGUUAACGUGUUGGCCGAUCCGGAUUACCGGCGGGUGGAACCGAAAACCGUUUCCUCAGCGCUGCUCGAUCAAUGUAGUUCCAGUGAGCUUUACCUGGCCGCCAUACUGUGCCUCGAAUCGAUCCUGAUCUGCUGCGAACCUCUGGGGGUUGAAGUACUCGAACCGUACCUCAUCACAGUAGGCAAUGCGGUACUGGACCUAAUAUUCAAAGCACGACCCGAGACGUUUACCGAACUAGCUUACUAUAGUCUCGCAACAUCCGCUGUAAAUUGUCUACGAAUUAUUGUCUCACUGGAGGAAACGCACGAAUGGACAAACAACCAGCUAGGACGACUGAUUGGUGCAGCCAAAUCGUUCAUAAUGUACGGCAUUCCCGAAGUAGCUAAGCUGGUACCGCAGCGUGUGCCCGUCUCGCAACAGGGUAUCCCGGAACCGCAGCAUAUACCCAUCAGCAAGGGAGGAAAAACGGCAAAGACUCGCAAAACACGAACUCAUCCCAAGAGCAAAAGAGGCGGAACGUUAAGAAAUAGCGGUGCUGGCGCUGGUGGAAGUAAAGAGAAAAAAUCUAUGGCCGAUGGAGAUAUCAACCGGCAGCCAUACUCCGAAGCAAGCAUUGUAUUGGAAUGGUCAUCCAAGUGUCAGCCACCGAUGGCCGGCUGCUAUCAAACGAGUGAUUCGGAUUAUUCUGAAAACGAAGCUACUUCCUCCCGGGCCCAAGUAGAACGGCAUCGGUCGGCAAAGUUAAGACAAACAGCGUUGGUACUGGUAGGAACGCUAGCGCAGCAUGUCGAAAAGCGUAUCAUGUUUGGCUACUGGCACGCGCUCUUUCCCGAUGAAACACGCACACAGGCCACAGUAUCGCUGCUGAACUGUGUCCUACGAGAUCCGUCCCCGAAAUGUCGUAUAGCGGCGAUACAAGCCACAUCAUUCCUGCUCUACAAAUCGAAACCGUUUCUGAUACAGGCGGAAAGUAGCAAAAAACCACACGUUUCGUUCACCCCGUUCUCGGUCACGCUCGGCAACAUGGUGCUCGAAAUGUACGCCAUGUUAACGCAAGCACUAACCCUCGAGAGUGAUCUUAGCGUUUUAACGCAGCUCCUUAAGGGACUCACCGUGUUCAUACAGGCUACUCCAUUCCAUCGGCUGAGCCCAGGUAUAGCGAGACGGUUCGUCAGGAUCGUGCGACCUUUGGUACGGCAUCGAGACGCUACUAUAAAGGUGGCAGCAUUGAUGGUGAUGGGCUUUCUCAUCUCCGUGCCGGACCUGACGGAAGAAAUAGCCGAGCUGGUGGGGAUCAAAAAGUUGGCUCACGUACCGACCGGUAAUGUGGCACGCAGCAAACCUGUUUCCAAGGCAUUUGAUCUUGAGCUAAACCAGGAAGAAAAUGAGGAAGAGGAAGCGCUUGAAUCCGAUCCGGAAGUGGAGGUUGGGUGUGAAGAGGAGACGAAACCGGCACCGUCUAUCGAGAAUGGCAGUGGAGGUGAAAAUGGCAUGUCUUGGUUGCUUCAAGUAACGUUGGAAAAUUUAGGAGUCAACGGUGUCGCUAGCACCGUAAUGCCUGUCCGGAUGGAAUGUUUGCAAGUGUUGUGUGCAAUGGCGAGUCACUAUUCACUGCUAGUUGACCAUCUGCCAAUGGUAGCGGAGGCUUUGGUUAAUGCUUUCGGUGAUCCACUGCCAGAGAUAAAGUUGUAUGCCGGGCGUCUGUUGGAUUUGCUCGGGCAUGCCAUACACACGGAACUACUUUUGCAGGAUAAAAUUGAUAUAGAGCACCUUGAUGUGGCCCUACAGUUCUGGACCAGCAUCAUCCCGAUUGUAACGGAGCAGAUACAAGACGUACAACUGGUUGCUACGUUACGCUCCGUGUGCUGCGAUGCUCUCGGGAAUAUUGGUGUGCACGUGUAUGAGAAGUUUCCGAGAGGUCGGCAGCUGGCACUAAUAUCCUUGCUAACAGGCUGCACGUUCGAUGAAGAUAGUGGUGUCUCGUCGGCGGCUGCACGUGCCCUUUCCGUGUACAUUCUGUUUCCAUCGUUACGGGACGAUGUGUGCUAUGUGGAAAACACGAUUGAAUCGAUAUUGAGGAUCAUGCGCGAUCCUAAUCUAACGGCGAGAAUUAAAACAAGCUGGUCGCUGGGAAAUGUGACCGAUGCGCUCAUCCUGAACCAGCAACAUCAUCUUCAGCUCAAUCAUCCAGAUUCAUUAGACGAUCGGCAGGGAUAUUUAAGCAUCAAUGAUGAGAUGUUGCGACGCAUCCUUGAGGUUGCGCUUGAUUCGGCUAAGGACAAUGACAAGGUGCGCAGUAAUGCUGUACGUACGAUAGGAAAUGUUCUGCACCUUUUGCGCCCACCACAGCUUGAACAACCCACUUGGAUGCCUAUGUACGAGGACGCCAUUGAACGGUUAAUACAGAAUGUUGUCGUUUCGAGUACCGUCAACGUGAAGGUGAAAUGGAACGCUUGUUACGCGCUUGGGAAUAUGAUGAAAAAUGAAACCUUCUUCCUGUCUGGUGCCGCUGGAACCUGGGAACGUCGCGUUUUCCCAGCAUUGUGUGAAACGGUUGUCAAUUCACCAAACUUUAAGGUACGUAUUAAUGCUGCCCAAGCUUUAACGGUCAUUGGCAAGCGGGAGCAUUUUGGCGCCUUUUUUCAACCGACAUGGCUAGCGCUCUUGCAAGCGCUCGAACAGUCGGACAAUUUGGUGGACUACAACGAAUACAAACGACGAGAUUCGCUGCAGGAGCAGUUGUGUCUUUCGUUGGCGCAUUUGCUACGUUUAGCGACGAAAGAUGAUGUACUGGUGAUGGCAAGCGUCCUCCUGCCACUGUAUGAUGCAGUGCGAGGAAACUGGGUGCGUGUGAUAAGUCGCAUACUGCCGGAAAAGAGUGCAGCACUGCUCGAGUCCUAUCGUGUACUGUUGGAGAUGCGUAAGGCCAGCAAAGGCGAUGGCGAAACGAUACCUGCCUCGUCGUGGGAUUUGUUACUCAAAUGCUUCACAGAUUCGGAUGUUUGCUGA